UGCGUGUGUCGUAGACGUGGGACAUUCUCUCACUUGUCGCAUCGUGUGGAACCAUGGAGGGCUGGAGCAAAGACAACUGGGGCAUCGGUGCAAUCAUUUUCAUUGGAUUAUUCGGCUCGUUGCUGGGCGUGUGCCCGGUGCGCUGGUUUCUCAGCCUGUUGCGACCAUCGAAAACAUGGCGGGAUGAUGCUAUUUUGAUUGAUGGCACCUUGCUGGAGCUAAAGGAAGUGGAACAAUCCGAGAUGAAUUGGUCUUGGAAGGAGCAGCGCAUCGCCUACUGCUUCGAUCUGGGCCCCGCUUUGACUGGCGUGGUCCACGUCCGAGACUGGCGCGUCUCGGCGGAGAUCUCCUCGCAGCUGGGGCGUGCAGGGUCGCCGGUGCACAUCCGAAGACACAAGAAGGA
Molecule: messenger RNA, 403 nt
Organism: Durusdinium trenchii
Lineage: Eukaryota; Dinophyceae; Suessiales; Symbiodiniaceae
Source: the annotation of a GenBank genome assembly